Messenger RNA from Purpureocillium lilacinum, 2256 nucleotides. Lineage: Eukaryota; Fungi; Ascomycota; Sordariomycetes; Hypocreales; Ophiocordycipitaceae. The record is from RefSeq and is a predicted model, not a curated record.
AUGGCUCGGAGCCGAACAUACUACUACGCCUACGGGACUCUUCACGACACCAGCAGCUACGACUACGAGCACGAGGACGACGACACGCGACAGGGGAGCAUGCCUGAGUCGUUGCCACUUUCACCACCCAAUAGCCUCUGCCACUUUUCGUCAUCACCCGGCAACAGCAUCCGUCUGAACUGGGAGGGCCGCCGGACCAAGCGCUCGCGCCCCGAGGCGCCCGACUUUGACGGCUCCGCCCAGGCUCUCGGGCAGGAGCUGUGGUUCAACACCUUUGCGACGGCGACGCCCACGUCGGCCGGAUCGCCGCAGUUUCUGGCGAGCGAGCCCGUCUCGCGACAGACGGACUCUCCGGAACCCAUGCCCGCGCCUGCGGCCAAGAAACGACGCUCGACUUGCGGAGAGCUGACCUUUGUGGAUGAGACGCCUUCCCAAGCGGCAUUUGCGGCGCGGAAACGAUUUGGCGACUUGAACGGCUUGUUCUCGGUGGACUCGCCCGCGCUCGGAACGUAUGAGGCGUCUCCGACACAAGAUGCGCGGCACAGCAAGGCCAAGUCAUUCACGGAGCUUCGCAAGCUCGACCUCGGCGAGGCGCGCCUGUCGUCGAGCCCAUUCAUGACCAACGUGACGGCGUCUCCCGUGGUGCCUGACCUGCCUCUGACACCCGCAGCGUCUUCGUACAGCGACGACAUUCUCUGCCAGUCUCACUGGUUAGACAAGGUGCCCCUCGGGUCGCCAGACUCGAGGCUCUCGGUGAGUAGCGACAUGGUCGACUCGGGCGACCUGUCGGGUUGGUACACCGGCCCUCAGCCGCUCCCUGAGGCUGAAGACGGGCGGCGAUUCCACGGCUAUGACCUGGGCAGGCGGGACGAGGACGUAGCGAGUAAUGAUGACGACGGUGCCAUCUCCCUCGUCACCCCGAUGGGAUGUGAGCCAUACCAUUGGGCCGUAAACUCGAGUAACUUGGCUGGAAAGCAGCCUCCCGCCAGCGGUGGCCGAACCGACAGCGGCUACUAUGACGAGGCGGUGCCCAUUUUGAUCCCCUGGGAGCUGGAACCGCUGCCAGACAAGCUGAGAAACAACAAGAUGAACCUGCUGUAUUUUCAUCACUUUAUCAACCACACGGCCAGGGUGCUCGUGCCAUAUCACGACGCCGACUCAAAUCCAAUGAGCAGGUCGCUUCCGCAGAUGGCGUUUCAGAAUGAGGGACUCAUGAGCCUUCUCCUCGCCUACUCUGCGGCGCACCGGUCACGCUGGAUGCAGACAAAGGUGCCCGAGAUGCGAAUGGCCGAGUGGGCGCAGGACGUGUUCCCGGGCCUUAGACAGUCGCUAGGUGACGGGCAGCAGCCUGUCUCGGACACCACGCUAGCCAUGGCGGUCAUGCUGGCGUCGCUUGAGAUCAUGUCUCCCGGGGCGCUGGGCCAGGGUAUUUCGUGGCGCCAGCACUUGAACCUGGCAAGCGGGCUCAUGACGAAGCGGGUGCAACAGCUUGGCGAGGCGGGAUUUGAAGGACGGCUCGAGGAUGAGCGGCUCUUCAUCCGGAGCUGGAUCGCGCGCGCCAACAUGCACGGCAUGCUGAGCCCACCGCCGACGGACGACGCGGCCUGCCGCAUCCUGCCGCUGGACAUGGCGGCGCUGAUGCCGGAGCUGGACGAGAUUGACUGCAUCAUGGGCUACUCGGCGAGGUGCGCCAGGCUGCUGGGCCAGGUGGCAGACAUGGCGAGGCGAUGCGACAGGGAGCGGAUAGGGCCGGGCGGGCAGCUGCUCCCGGGGUGGGUGCCGCACACGCGGACCAUCGAGGCGGCGCUGGCGCUGGACCAGGAGCUGAGGGAGAGCAUGAAGACGUCGUCGAAGCCGUGCAUGCAUGUGCGGACGGGCAACAUCCAGAUGAGGGACCUGGCGGAGAUGGCAGCGACCAACGAGGCGUUCCACUGGGCAGGGCGGGCGCACCUUCACCGGCGUGUGCUGGGAAGGGCUUCGACGGACGCAGACGUGCAGGCGGCGGUCGAGCAGAUGGUGCACUGCCUGGAGCAGACGAGAGCGGGAGGCGCGGCGGAGCUGGGCAUGGUGUUCCCCAUGUUUACGGCAGGGUGCGAGGCGGUCGACGAGGGGCAGCGGAGCAAGGUGCUGGCGAGGUUCAAGAGCGCGGAGCGGAGCGGCAUGGAGCAGGUGAGGCGGGCGAGGAGGCUGAUGGAGGCGGUGUGGGAGGAAGGGCGGCCGUGGGAGACGCUCAUCCGGGACGAGUACAUUGGCUAG